GUCGCACUUUACGUAAAAAUGUCUCUUACCAUUUACUUUGCGAUUUCUGCAUUGUUCCAGAUUUACGCGACUGUUUUUUCUGUGGCUACUGAACCGGUUUGUUCCAAAUUUUCUUACGAGGAAAAACUUCUCGAGAAAAUGAUACGCACAGAGAUUAAAGUAGAAACAAUGCAAAACGAAAUAAAGAAAACAGAAGAAACUGUCAAGAAUACUCUUGUGGAAAUAAAGAAUACAGCGUUGGGAAUUCACGAUAAGUUCGAGAGCUUCAAAGAUAAUCUAACGGGAGAGACUGCAGCACAAAUAAAAACACUACAGGGGGAAACGGAAGAUCAACUCGAAAACAUAUUUGACGAACUGAAAAUCAAUCUCACGAUGAAAGUUGGAAACGAAAUGGACAGCUUUGUGGCAAAGCUUAAAGAAACAGUUUUACUGCCAAGUAUAGCAUUCCAUGUUCACAGUCUCAAGGAUUUAGUCCUUGAUACCAUCCGAGAAGUUCUAGUAUUUGAAAGUAUAAUUACAAACGAGGGAUCAGGAUAUGACAAAACAACAGGAAUCUUCACAGCGCCUAUUGCGGGAGUUUUUUCUUUUCUGUACAUGUUUGUACUACAAAGGCAAAAUUUUCUCCUAUUGGACUAG
Messenger RNA from Ruditapes philippinarum (Manila clam), 636 nucleotides. RefSeq lists its product as uncharacterized. Bases 19 to 636 code for a protein of 205 amino acids. Gene Ontology annotation, molecular function: protein binding. Lineage: Eukaryota; Metazoa; Mollusca; Bivalvia; Venerida; Veneridae. The transcript is spliced from 3 exons. The record is from RefSeq and is a predicted model, not a curated record.